UUGUACAACAGACAGGGAAAGAGACGUGGAUAUAGAUGAGAAAGAACGAAGAAGCUUCCUCCAGUUGCAAUCCUGAAUCCGUCUGCUUGGCCUUCAGGAAAGCUUAAAAACAAAGUGCCAUACAUGAAAAAGAAAAAGAGAGCAAAAAAAAGAACUCGAUGAUGCUUCCGCGGAAACAACUGGCCUUCUAGGGUUUCCUGAUAUGUAUACAAUGAUUACAUACUGCAUAGUGAAAAAGCUCCAUGUAUGAAGUAAUGCUACUCUAGACAGGUGUGUGCCAGUGAUGAACUGCCAUUACCUUGGAAAAGAUGCAUGGGUUCUCUACUGUUGAUGGCUUUGUGGAGAUAACUGAAUGCUUGGCAGAUAUGAUUAAACACAUUGCAAAUGAACCGUCAGUUGGGCUUUUCUACGUUCAGCAGCAUACUCAAAAUGCGGUGCCCAACGUCAUUACUCUCAAGAAUAAUGUUGUGGAGAAGUCUCGAGAAAUGACUUUGCACACCGAAGAUUCAGAGGAUUCUAUCACCACAGUGAGGUCGAUGAAAGAAUGCGGAUUCCCCAUUGCCGAUGAGAUGAUUAGAGACAUCAAAAAAUCUCUAGUGAUCAUAUCAACAAAACAACCUAGAAGAGGGUUAAUCCAUAAUCCAGCUUCAGGUUUUCAGAUGGGAAGAACCAUCUCUCGGGGACCAACCACUUGGGGUAGUAGUGCAGUUUAUUCCCAAGAAGAUAACGAAAUGAAGGGUAGUUAUUUUUCAUCCGUAUUUAAGUCAGCCAAAAAAAAGGCUAGCAAUUUCAAGUGGCCACAGCUUGAUCCCAAAGAAUCAAUACAGAAUGAGGGUGAGAAGCUGCUGCCGUAUCCUACUCCAACACUGUCAGUGGCAUCUGCUAGUACUAGCUCAUCUUUGCCAGAUGUGGAAGUAGAUGAGCUACCCUUGUCAAGUCGGAUUGAAGAUGAGCCACUACAAGAAGAAGAAGAGAGUGAUAUCAGCUUAAUAAAUCAUAAUUUAUUGUCUGGUGCAGAAAAUUUUGACGACUUCAAAGCCGAUAAAGAAGCCAAAUUGAAAGAGUGGUUGCAAGGGGCUGAUAAUCUGGACAAUCGUAGAGACGUGUACAAUGCAGAAGUGCUUUAGUUAGGCCACACUCGGCUACUGAACAGCUUUACUUGUGUAUACUGCUGUUUAUUACUCUAUAAUUAUCUCUGGAUGAAGAUUACAUACAAAAGGUUUAUGGUGCUAUGAGAAACUCAUUUUGGGUGAUAUUAAGGGUGAAAAUAAAAAUCCCUUCUCAUAAGCUUGUUAUAGAACAAGAAUGUGGUGGGAUGGUGAUUUUACCAGUGUACCAUUGGAAGAUAAUGUGGAUUUUCAGUACCACGAAUCUGCGAUCUCUGCUUGGAACUAACUGCAGAAUUAUGCCUUUGUGUAACAAGGGCCAAGGAGGGCUUCGGAAGGUUAACAACGAUUUCUGCAAAAGUGCUGCAAUGUAUUUGAUGCUGCUGCCCUUAACCAUAAGAUUCCAUUACUCGAACUUGUUUUUGGCACAAUGUUGAAUGAUGAGAUAAUAGGUGGCACAUGCUGUCUGCAGUGCACCACCAAUUGUACAGAUAUAGAGUGCUUUUCCUUGUUCAGAGAUCGAGUUUUGUCAAGAAAGAUGGCGACUAUAUAUGACCAUAUUGGAAUUGGCUCGCGAAAGUUGAUGCUUAGCUUUGACGUGCAUUUGGUUCUUUUGGUGUCCAAACAUUUUUAAAGUUGUAAUAAGCAGCGAUUGCUAUGUC
This is a messenger RNA of Juglans regia (Persian walnut), 1768 nucleotides long. RefSeq lists its product as uncharacterized. The record is from RefSeq and is a predicted model, not a curated record. Bases 309 to 1127 code for a protein of 272 amino acids. The transcript is spliced from 3 exons. Lineage: Eukaryota; Viridiplantae; Streptophyta; Magnoliopsida; Fagales; Juglandaceae.